Messenger RNA from Monoraphidium neglectum, 1364 nucleotides. RefSeq names its product protein phosphatase 2 (formerly 2A), catalytic subunit. The annotation marks the transcript as partial. NCBI's taxonomy places the organism in Eukaryota, Viridiplantae, Chlorophyta, Chlorophyceae, Sphaeropleales, Selenastraceae. Gene Ontology annotation, molecular function: protein serine/threonine phosphatase activity. Gene Ontology annotation, biological process: mitotic cell cycle; peptidyl-serine dephosphorylation. The record is from RefSeq and is a predicted model, not a curated record. Gene Ontology annotation, cellular component: cytosol. The transcript is spliced from 7 exons.
AUGGCGGUGCUGAGCAGCCUGAGGGCGUCCGCGGCCGCGGGCCGGCAGGAGCUGGAGGAUACGAUCGGGGCGGCGCUCGCGCAGCCGCUGGCGGCGACCAUGGGCUCAGGGCCAGACGCCACCGGCGCCGCGGCGGCUCCGGGAGAGGCGCAGCAGUGCCCGGCGCAGAGCGCCUGCGAGGUGGCGGCGAGGGCUGCGGCGGCUGCGAUCGACGCGGCCGCAGCCGCAGAGGCAGCGGCGGUCAGCGGCAGGGGCCCUCUCGGGGAUGGGAGCCCUUUUGCCGCCGCUCUGGUGGGAUCGAUAGCCGACGUUGUUGCCCAUGGCCUGCGCCGCUCGCCAGGACAGCGUGACGGCUGGUUCGGCGCGCCGCUGAGGCACCGGCCGUACGUGGUGCUCUUGGCCCUGGAGACCCGCGGCCGCCGCCAGUCCCGCCUGCCCCUGGGCGCCAAGGCCGUCGCCCGCACCAAGGCCGCGCGCGCCGCCGGCGAUGCCGCGCGGCUGCAGCUGUGGGUGCGCUCAAGCCUCAACGACGGGCUGCUGGGGUCGCGCCUGGAGACACUCGCGGGCAGCAGCGCGGCGCUGGGGGCCUGGUACGGGCGGGAUGCUCUUCUGCUGCAGGCGCCGUGGCUCCAGGCGCCGCCGAGCGCGGGGGUGCCGUCGAUGCGGCGGCGGCGGCGAGCGCCGAAGCAGCGUGCGCAGCGAGCGGAGGAGGAGGCCAGACGGGGGCAGCAUGGUGCCUCGGGCAGCAAACAGGUGCAGCAAAACGAGCACCAGCAGCAGCCGCCGCCACCGCCGCUGCAGCGGCAGCAGCAGCAGCCUGACAUGAUGGCGCCGGCUGCGCAGCACCUGCUCGCCCUUGUGGCUGCCGCCCGCCAGCUGGACGUCCACCCAUUCGCCCUGAGCCUGCACCCGGACGCUUGCCGGCCGCCCCUGCGGCCCGAGGGCUGUGGCGACGGAGACAUGUCUGACGGCUCUAGCGCUAUGCUCUCCCCCCUGUCAACGUCUGAUGACGACCUGGAUGCGCAGAUCGCGCAACUGAUGCAAUGCCGCCCCCUGAGCGAGGACCAGGUCAGAUCGCUCUGCGCCAAGGCCAAGGAGAUCCUGAUGCAGGAGGCCAACGUGCAGCCGGUGCGCUGCCCCGUGACGGUGUGCGGCGACAUCCACGGUCAGUUCUCAGACCUGCUGGAGCUCUUCAAGAUCGGCGGCAACAGCCCCGACACAAACUACCUCUUCAUGGGGGACUACGUGGACAGAGGAUACCACUCUGUUGAGACGGCGUCGCUGCUGGUGGCCCUCAAGGUCCGCUACAGGGACCGCAUCACCAUCCUGCGGGGCAACCACGAGAGCCGCCAGAUCACACAAGU